Histoplasma capsulatum G186AR is the source of this 708-nucleotide messenger RNA. RefSeq lists its product as uncharacterized. NCBI's taxonomy places the organism in Eukaryota, Fungi, Ascomycota, Eurotiomycetes, Onygenales, Ajellomycetaceae. The transcript has 3 exons. The coding region runs from base 1 to 708 and encodes 235 amino acids. The record is from RefSeq and is a predicted model, not a curated record.
AUGCCGCGAAACAAACUGCAAUUUGGCUCUGCCCCUCAUCGGCCGUGGCCUCCAAGUCCUCAUCCUCAUGACUCGAAUGAAGCAGUACUCAACUACUUUCGAGAGUGCUUUGCAGUAACCUACCGACUUGAUGUAAACUCUCAGGAGAUCCAAUCCCUAGAGUUUUCAUUUCAUGGGACUGGUGCCAUGCUUUACCUUGCCACUGAAGAUGAACUUUGUGAUACCAUUAUUCCAUGCGCUUGUAUGACUUCUUUACUGGCUCGCUACACCGGCAAGAUGCUACCUCUACGGAUUCGUCAAAGGAAAGUGACCCAGUACUGGAUUCCGCGUUGCUCCUUCCGUCGACGAGUAUACCUCCAAGUCCUCCAGGUCUUCGUCGGAGAAAACUGGAGCCCCAACUGUUUGGGAACUGCCAACAUGCUUUCCCUUGUCCGCGCAGGCGUCCCAACUCCCAAACCCGAAUUCCCCCCUCCCACAGCGUCCCCGGAUGAUGUCCUCCUGUUUUUCCAACGUUAUAUGCUCCACUAUUAUAACCAACAGACGCCGAUUACACCCAUCGAUCAAUUCGAGCCGAUCCACGGUGACGAGCUUUAUCUGCGAAGCCUUGAAAAAUUGAUUGAUUGCGUCGGAGACAACAUUGUCGGGAAAGCUAUUUAUACGGAUCUCCAUUGGAGAUCCAAAUACGCCGCAGUAAGAGCUUGUCCAUGA